Dimorphilus gyrociliatus is the source of this 1757-nucleotide messenger RNA. The record is from the annotation of a GenBank genome assembly. Lineage: Eukaryota; Metazoa; Annelida; Polychaeta; Dinophilidae.
AUAGUGCUGUCACCUAUUGAAUCUGUGAGAAUUUAAAAAUGGCUACUGACAAAUAUUUUGCAGAAAUUGCCGAUAAAAUGAAGGAAGCUAUGAGAUUAGCUGACACAGAAUAUAAAUUUGAUCCUGAAGAUUUCCCGUACAGAUCUAAAUACAAAUCUAGAGAAAUUUUAAAUGAAAUUAAAACAAUUUUAGAUAAUCGUGAAUCCGAUUCUGAAGAAUCUAAUGACAGAAUAACUUGUCUUCUAGCGGCCGUUCAUAUGUACUUAGGUAUAAAUUACGUAGAUUGCGAAGAAAUAUCCAGCGGGCAAGAACACUUUGAGAAAGCUCUGGCAGUACUUGAGCCAUGGAAAUAUAACGAGAAAGCUUUUUCCGUUUAUUUAAAAACUGCUAAUCAAUUGGGAAUCUUAUGGGCUAAUCGACAACAAGUUUCCUCAGCAUUAAAGUACUUUGAGAUCGUUGAGGAAAUGUAUAACACUUUCGAUAGAUUAGAGAACGUUCCCCUGACCGUUGACGAGAUCACGCUUAUCAAAGAGGAAGAAACCAAAGAAAACCGCAUUUUGGAGAUAGAAGACACUUUCACCCAUACACUGUAUUAUUACGCUCAGUUAUAUUGUAGAGAUGAUACAGAUAAGGCUGCUAAUUAUUGUAAAUUAACCUUACAACGGCAAUUAAAAUAUAGCAACAAUUUUGAUCAUAUUGAUUGGGCGGUAAAUGCUGCAACAUUAAGUCAGUAUUAUUUACCAAACAACAAUUACAAGAUUGCUAGAAACUGUUUAGCUGCUGCUUCUUAUAUAUUAUCACAAGCUCCGUCCCCUGAAAUUCCAUUAGAUGUUGACCCCAAUUCUCAAGUUGCAUUGGAUGCAAAAGAAAAAAUUCAAAAAUGCUCCGCAGAUAUUAGACGAUGCGGAGUCAAAUACGGUUUGCUACUACUAGAAAAUUCUUGGAAAAUAGUUAUGAACCAAAUGGAAGAAACUGCUGAAACUGACGAAGAAGAUAUAUUUAAGUUUGAUCUAGAGCUCGAUGAACAAAUAGCUUGCCGUCAUGCGAAAUCGUUCGAUGAAGCGAAAAAACUAUUUUUACAAGUUCAAAAUUAUUUGAAUGAAGCUAAAGAUUUUUAUAAAUUGGAUUCUCAUUGCUCAGAUCAUAUUGAAAUUAUACAGGAUUAUAGUAAACUAUUUAAAUUUUUAUCUUAUUUCGAACCAGACUUGGAGAGGCAAUGCAAAAUGCAUAAGAGACGAAUUGAUAUGUUGACAGGCGUCUUAAACGAGUUGAAUCCUCAACACUAUCUACUUGUAUGCCGACAAUUACAAUAUGAAAUAGCCGAAAUUUACAGUGCCAUGUUAGAUUUGAAACUAGCUCUCAUAGAAUCAGGUCAAAAGACACCCGACCCAAAAUCUGUUAAUAAAGUAAACCAAUUAUCAAACCAGGGUAUAAUCUAUUAUGACAAAUUUAUACAAUCGUUUAAUAAUCCUGAGGGUAAAACACCGGAUAAAAUCCCUACAGAAGACGAAAGACCAUUUUUGAUUGCCUGGUUUUGUAAAGGUAGAUUAUUUUCGAAAAUUAUAGAAAGUAAUCCUAACAUACGAGCAAAAAAUGUUCAAAAAACUAUUGAUUGUUAUAAAGUUCUUGUUGAUUAUUGCUAUAAUCAUAAGGAGACUGAAGAUAAGGUGAAAGACGAAUUAGGCAUUUGCAUAGAAAUGAUAAACAUUUUACCUGCAAAAAUUCAAAACAUAUUGGCUGCACAUCACAGCUGGUGA